Molecule: messenger RNA, 336 nt
Organism: Myodes glareolus (Bank vole)
Lineage: Eukaryota; Metazoa; Chordata; Mammalia; Rodentia; Cricetidae
Source: RefSeq, a predicted model, not a curated record
UUGCCCUUCUUUUUUGUGGGGCGGGUCUUGUUGCGUAACUGCUUCCGGGUUAUCGAGUGCCCUUGAGUCCCCGGACGCGAGAUGGCGGUUCUCUUAAAGCUGGGUGUCCUCUGCAGUGGCCAGGGAGGCCGAGCUCUGUUGCUCCGAAACCGGGUGGUCAGACCUGCUUGUGUCUCAGCAUUUCUCCAGGACCAGCGCACCCCAGGAUGGCAUGGCACACAGCACAUUCACCUAUCACCAAGCCACCAUUGUGUGUUCUCUCUGCUUUAUAAACAAUUUUACUGUUUAUUUGUUAUUGAACAAUUUCAUUUAUUAUUUUAAAUGUAUGGGUAUUUG